This is a messenger RNA of Phalacrocorax carbo (great cormorant), 2211 nucleotides long. The record is from RefSeq and is a predicted model, not a curated record. NCBI's taxonomy places the organism in Eukaryota, Metazoa, Chordata, Aves, Suliformes, Phalacrocoracidae.
GCUCGGCUGGGGCCGCGGCUCCGCUGCCCCGUGCCGCUCCCCUGGGCGGGGCGGCGGCCUGACAGGAGGCGGUGGCCGAGGCCGGGCUGGCCGCCGGGGGAGCCUCUCCGGCCCCGCCGCGGGAGGCAGCGCCUUGGCUGAGGGGCUCCGGCGGGCGCGGGGGGCUCCGCUGUGCCCCGGCCGGUCACGGGGUUGCGGCCCCUGGAUGGGCGGCUAAUAUCCUACGCAGAAAGUGAGACAAUAACAUGCCCAUGCCGAUUACUGUAGGAGAGGCUGAAGGACAUCCUGUUUUGAUUUCGCAGUGCUGUUAUUCUUUGGGGUGAUAUGAAGAAUUUUAUUCUGUUUUUUAAGUAUUCAGAUUUCUAAUGCAGCUGAACUUCAGUAGCCUUUUCUGCAGUACAGAUUUCAACAAAUGAAUUUUUCUUAAAGAUGCAGAACCUGUCACUAGUAGAAAGUCUUACUAAUACAGACACAUCACACCGCAUGUCUCUAAAAGAUCUAGCAGCUGAAGCAGGCGGUGUGCCUCUCGAUGAAAGUGACCAUGACUUAAAUGAAAGUACAAAUAAUGAAGAAAUCAUUAAUCUUGAAUUAAUGCGGCCAAGCUUCCCGUUAGAGAAUAGCAAAAGGAGAAGUUGUGAGGGGUUUUCUGAGGGCAGUUAUGGUGCCUCAGAACCCAGUGGUUCCUGGGGCGAUUUUGAAGGCUUCAAGGAGUCCUUAGACAAAUCAGAGAGAUUCGGUCAUAAUUCUGAAGUUUUGGUGAAGUCAACAAAAACUUCUCGAGUUGAUACGGACUCAAGCAGCGGACAUUGUAGCACUUCUGCUGGGCACCUCAGUUCUGAGCCAUCUCUACACAGUGGGAAACAGGAGGCUUCGAGCUCUCUAAAUGAGGCAAACCACAGCUAUGAGGAUACAUUUAAGUUGGGCUUUCCAGAAGUCUCUGUCUCACAGUCCAGAGAGAGCAUAAGAAGCUUAGAUCAAGUACUUGAUACAAAUAAUGAAGAUAUUGGAAUUCCUGAACUCAAGGAGAAUCAGCUUUGCAUUCAUUCUGGAAACAUAUGGAGGACACUUAGAGAUUUUGGUAAUACCCCCAGCUUAAGACAUCCCCCGAGUAAAUCUCAUUGCCAAGAAAACCUCUUGAGUGUCCUUGGAAUAGAUACAAAUCAAAAGGAAUUUUUUGAGAGCCAGGAUGACAUCUUUGAGGAAUCAAAUGUUAAAGAUAUUGAGGACUUCAGACUUGAUGGAUUCAGUAUGAAUGACUGCAAAGCACUGAUCCAGACCAAGCUUUCUGUAUCACCAGAUUCCAGACACAGUCAUCUUUUCACCUGUAACCUCUUCAUGAAAACCACAUCAUCAGAUGGAAACAUGAAAUAUAUAACAAGCCCAAGGAAGAACAACAUUUUUGCUACACACAACCUAAAAAUGAAAUUUUUCAGUAGUGAUAUUUGUUGAACCAAAUGCACUUGCUUUAUUAUUUUUGAACUGAAUGGAGUUUACCUUCAUUUUGUUACUGGCAUGGUACUAUACACUACAUAUGUUCUUUAGGAAAGUAACGUAUUACUGUAUAUGAAGUACCUAAAGCCACAUUAUUAGGAGACAUUUAUCCUAUUUAGUUGUGAAAUCAGAGGCGUAGUUUUGUCCUGCUAAUUUCUCCUGCAGAGUCAUGCCUCUUGCAGUAAAUUCAGCUGCAACCUCACUUCAAAGAUACUCUGGUGGAGUACUCUCCUGAACCGUGGACCUUUAGGGCCUCAAUGCCUCUUUGAUCAAAAACCUUGUUUCCCGGCCAAAAUCUAAACACACCUGAGGUGUGUUGCAGUGUGCCUUGUCACUGCCUCUCCUCAUGUGUGGGCCAGUUUGGAUCAGCUGAGAUCCAAAGUUACUUUGCCACUGCUGAACAUAACGAGAGGAGCCGUCUACAUCCGCUGGCUUUCACUGGGGCCUAGGAAAAUAAAACUCUCAACUUCUGUCUGAUAAAGUCUGCUGUGCUAAUAUGGGUAGAGCCAGUGAAACGUUUUGUUCUAGCAUUCGUUUCUAACUGAAGUAAAUCACCUUUCUGAAGCCAAUUGUAUCAGGACUUCCUGGAUUUAUUCAGCUACCAAACACUUACAUGAUGCCUAACCAUGCUUGUUAAAAGCUUAACUGUGGUGUAGUUCAGGUCCUACACUGCGCAAUGCUGUAAAUUGCUGCUCUUUAUAAAUUUUACAGUAACUGUCA